Messenger RNA from Microthlaspi erraticum, 1038 nucleotides. Lineage: Eukaryota; Viridiplantae; Streptophyta; Magnoliopsida; Brassicales; Brassicaceae. The record is from the annotation of a GenBank genome assembly.
AUGGUGUUGGUAACCCAUAAAUUGCAGGGUUCACAUGUCUUGUUUCCUUGGGGCUCACCAACAUGGACCAAAGGCUUGAUUAUCAAGAGACCUAUUACGACAGUGCACUUUGCUGGGAGGAAAGAAAAGCAUUUACGAUCGAAGCAAAAUUGUUGUUUUAGUUUAGGGUCCCCUUGCAGUGGUGGAUUGAAAGCAAAAUCUUUCAGAGUUACAUCUUUCAAAGGCGGCAUAAAAAAUAGUGAGUCAGGAGGAAGUGAGGGUGGGAAGAAAGUUGCUAAUAACUCAGUCAAACUAUCUUACCGUUCAGAUGAUGACGAAAACAAUGUGAACGGCUCUCCAAAGGCACAAAACACAUCAGUUUCAUAUACCUCGGGAACAGACGAUUCAAUCACGGGACAACCCGCUAUUCAGAAGCUUUUCAAGAGAUGGUUAGCACUGUUGCGCACUCAGUCACCUAUUCAAGUGAUUGACGAGGCUUUGGGAGGAGAACAGGUUCCUCAAACGACGAAGCCAGAAACUGAAACAGAGAUUCGGAAAACAGAAAGCCUCCAGAGUACAAAAUAUACAGUUUUGUCCUGGUUUUGGAGUCUAGACGCAGCUAUCAAGAUUCCGUUGCUCUUAUUUGUUCCAGCUUUUCUAGCUGUUAACGCGAUCUAUGGAGCUGAAGUCACAAAGGAGUUAUCCCCUCUGUGGAUAGUUGGUCCCUUGGUCGUUGCCCUUUAUAUCAAAAUGUUCCAAGGACUAUGUGCCCUUUACGCCUUCUGCUUCAACCAGUCCAUCAAAAUGAUAAGAAACCUACCGUCUUAUUACCUUGUAGCAUACCAUUACAUUGCCCAUGGCAAGCUCAGAGACGACGUGAGAGGUCUAGUGACUCGACCAGUGGCGGCCAUCAAGAACACUGACUACAAAGAGCUCACACGCACCAAACUGAAACAGUUCCGAGAAUGGAUCAUUGAGAAUUACUUGGAUUUUGUCGAAUCUGUAUGGCCUUAUUACUGCAGAACUAUCAGAUUCCUCAAGAGGGCUAACCUGAUUUGA